AUGGACCUUGAAGCCGCCACCACAAAAGGGGCAAUGACGAGCCGGCCUACGACGCCCGAGGAACCAGGAUACGUGAACCCCCUGGAAAAAAGUUCGCGGCGGUACCUGUCCGCGCGGGCCAACAUCAUCCGCCAUGCCGCCAGCCUGGGAAUGAGCAUCGCGAACCGGACGUUUCCUCCCGCACCGUCACCGACACGAGAUGUGUGGUUCGACUCGACGCUGUCGGAAAAGUUCAAGGGACCCGACGCCAUCAAGGCCGAGGUCUGGAUACCUCCGAAGCCGGCGCCCGCCGUUGUCGUGACGGACAGCGAUGGGAAUAGCAAUAAUGCAAACGGGAAUGGGAGUGGCAGCGGAAGCGCAAGCGUAGGUGGAAGCGGCAUACAACCGCGGUGCGCCAUCAUCAAUUGCCACGGCGGAGGGUGGAUACUGGGACAGGGCACCGAUGAUUCCCGCUGGGCAGGCCUGUUGAUGACCUCGCUAGACGCCGUCGUCUUCACCGUCAACUACCGCUUAGCGCCGGCGCACCCCUUCCCGACGGCCGUGGAGGACUGCGUGGAUGUGGCAUGCCAGAUUGCGCAGCGGGCGACCGAGUUCGGCAUCGAUCCCAAUCGGAUCAUCCUGUCGGGCUUCUCGGCCGGCGGCACCAACUCGCUCACAUCGUGGAUUGUGAUGCAGGAGCCCGAACGGUUCGGUUACACGCUGCCCUGCCCGCCGCCUACCGUCGUCGGCCUGGUCCUCUUUUACCCGGGCCUGGACUGGACCAUGUCGCGGCCCACCAAGCGCAAGACCUGCUCUCGCCCCGACCUGACCCUCUCGCGGGGGCUGACGGACCUCAUCGACGCCUCCUACAUCUACCCACCCCUGCCGCGCGAGAAGCGCACCGACCUCCGCCUCUCCCCCGGCCUCAUGCCCGACAGCCUUCUCCGCCGCCUGCCCCCCAUUCACCUCUGCCUGUGUGAGUACGACAUGCUCCUUGCCGAAGGCCUACGCUUUGCCAACCGCCUCAGCAUCGACGGCCUGCCCAUCCGGUGCCGCAUCGUCGAGGGCGAGAAGCACGCCUGGGACAACCCGCCGCCCAUGUCCCUCAAGCCCAGCGUCUGGGCAGAGUACGCCGCCGCUAUUCAGUCUAUCGCUGACUGGCUGGGCGUCAGCAACGACACGGACAAGGAGUCGCUCAAGUCGCUCAAGAAGAAGAGGCCUAUACUAAAGAAACCUAGCCACAUGUCCUUUCGAUCUGUCAGGUCGGCUUUUAAAUGA
Molecule: messenger RNA, 1257 nt
Organism: Geosmithia morbida
Lineage: Eukaryota; Fungi; Ascomycota; Sordariomycetes; Hypocreales; Bionectriaceae
Product: Carboxylesterase family
Exons: 1
Coding region: 1-1257 (418 amino acids)
Molecular function (GO): hydrolase activity
Source: RefSeq, a predicted model, not a curated record